This is a messenger RNA of Aspergillus wentii DTO 134E9, 775 nucleotides long. RefSeq lists its product as uncharacterized. The record is from RefSeq and is a predicted model, not a curated record. NCBI's taxonomy places the organism in Eukaryota, Fungi, Ascomycota, Eurotiomycetes, Eurotiales, Aspergillaceae. Gene Ontology annotation, molecular function: GTP binding; GTPase activity. Bases 48 to 704 code for a protein of 218 amino acids. Gene Ontology annotation, cellular component: nucleus; cytoplasm. The transcript is spliced from 5 exons. Gene Ontology annotation, biological process: ribosomal subunit export from nucleus; protein import into nucleus.
CAACUACCGACUUGAUAAAUAAAUUCCAUACACAGGACAAUUCCAUCAUGAAUUCCCGCCAUAGUCAGCCAUUUCAGUUCAAACUUGCGCUGGUCGGAGACGCAGGCGUAGGAAAGACUGCAUUCGUGAAGCGGAACUGCACUGGAGAAUUCCAGGAUGAGUAUAUACCAACAGAUGAACAUGAUGUGACUUGGAAGCUGUCGUUUGGAACGAAUCGUGGUGUUAUUGAUUUCGAGAUAUGGGAUAUUGCUGGCUCCCAGGGCUCUACACAGAGCUUAGAAGAGUAUCUAACGAACAUUGAUGCUGCUAUCAUCAUGGUUGAUGCUUCUGAUGAACGGACCUAUGGGAAUAUCGAAUACUGGCACAGCCAAAUUGUAUCUCUCAACGGUGAUAUACCAAUUGUCAUAUGUGGCAAUAAGGCAGACAUCGAGAUAGAAAUCAAGAUAAAUAUGCAUGUCAUCUCCAGGAUGGACAGGCUUGAAUACUGUGAAAUAUCUACCAAGACGCCUAGUGCCGACUUUGACGAGCCAUUUUUAUGGCUUUGCCGGGGACUUUUGAAUGAUCCAUCAUUGUGCUGGCACACCAACUGUUGUACAGGUUAUUCCGAUCUCAACAUUGACCCUGAAACACUGGCAGAGUAUAGCAGAAAAAUGGAACAGGCGGCGAGAGAACCGAUUCCGGAUGAGACAGAUAGUGAUUUGUGAUGAUAAUUCGAUAAUGGAGAAGAUUACUGUCGUAAGGAAUAAAUAGAAUGGACUAUGGUGAAGACUUCGCC